GCCAGUCAGCCGCGCGCCAUCCACACGACUGUUGUUCGACCCGCGAGUGACACCACCUCCGCUGCGUACAGUGGAGAAUGCUACAGCAGAUGUCCUCGCCGCCGAGCGCACAAGUCGGCGAGGUCGCGUCUCUUGUGCGCCCCUUUGAAGGUCGCUUGAACGGCGACGUCUCGUCAGAGGCCUCUUCGGACGCUGCGGAAGAAUCGGAGCUGCCGCAGUGUAAAAUAAGGAGAAAUUACAAUUGCGCCAAGUGCAAAUUUUAUACUCAGAAUCCACGAGCGUAUCUAGUGCAUAUACGUGACGUUCACUUUGAAAAAUUUAGAAUAUACGACUGUCCACAUUGUGUUUACGCUUCUAGGCAUCAGCAGAAACUUUCGAGACAUUUGAAAAUGGUGCAUGUAGCUCCUACUUCGCUUACCAACGGCAAGGUGGAUAUAGAGAUACCACCCCCACCACCACCAAUUUCAGACACAACUGAGCCUUCAGAACGAAUUGAAGAUUUGCUUGAAGAAGUAGAAGAGUGUGAAGAUGUAGAAAUGGAGGGAGAGGAUGGCAAUGACGAGUCACUGUGCCGUUCCGCAGACAUCGACGGCGGAGUUGAUAGAUCGAUGUCGAAUGACAUAAAUCAAUUGAAUGCAACAAAAAGCAAGAGUAAAUAUUUCUCGUGCGUUAAGUGUAACUAUGUUACGCACAUCAGGGCCAGAUUUACUAAGCACGUCAAAUAUCAUUCAAUGCCUAUGAUUAAGUGUGCCAUAUGUGAUUUUCGUACCCCAUAUAAAUGGAAUCUGGAUCGCCACAUGAAAAAUCACGGAGGUAAUGGUAGCUUCACCUGCUACAUGUGCAACUUCACAGCGGACAUUAAGCAAAGUCUGACAGUACAUGAGAUGAAUCACCACACUCCGCCAGUGGGUCAAUCGUUAAUAAUUCGCCGCCGCAAUCGGGUGGGUGCCAGCGACGUGCCAUUUGAAGACGACGUAACAGCGUUUAUCACCAAGGAGGAAGAAGGGAGUGGCGACUCACGCUCCUCACACUCGACCUCGGAAUUAUUGCAGUACGCAGAGAGAGAAAUGAUAAGUUGUAAUAGCGACUCAAAUGAUACUGAUAUGACAGUCAAAAGAGACGAUCAACACUCUCCACAAGAUAUACAGAAUGAAUUAUCACCUAAUGCAGACAUGGAUGAUGCCAAAUAUCAAAAACAGAGCAGAAAAAUUUCCAGACCAAUUCCUCAAUUAAUACCAUUAAACGCAUCUACUCCAAAUCAGGGCAAAACGUGCAGUGGUGAACCACCUGCAAAGAAGUUUAAAGAAUCGAAUUUAACAGAAUCAAAUGAUAGUAAUAGCAGCAAAUUUGAAAAUCUACCGGCGGAUGUCACAUUAAUACCUGUGUCUAAUAUGCCAACAGGUACCAAGGAUACAUUAGUGCGUAAAAAAAAUGAAUCCUUCUUUGACAAAUUAAAGGAAAGAUUACUCACUGAAACCGGUGAAGAAGGGUCACUUAUAUGUAAAAAUUGCGGUUUUGAAAGCAAAUGUUUAUCUGAACAUUCAGUACAUGAGAAAAAUUGCUCUUCACAAUUAAACCGCAUUGCACCAAAUACUUUACAUUCAACUUUGGGCUCAACGCGAUGUCAAAACUGCAGACAUAGAUGCAAAUCUAGUGCAGAUCUUUAUGUUCAUAUGCAAACGUGCAGAAAAAAUCAAACGAGAGAUGACGAACAAUGUAUAGAACUAAAAAAAAAAGAAAACAAUGAAACUACAAUAUCUGUGCAAGAAAGAGACGCUGAACGACAUCCAAUGGAAAAUGUAGUGUUUGUUUGGAAUAACAUUAAUCAUGAUCCUAACAAGUUUGAGACACCACUUGGUAUUAACAUCAAUGACGAUUCAACACUCCCAGAACUACACAGAAAUUACGAAGCUGAAAUUGUAGACGAUAAUGAAAGUAUGAACUUGUCGCCAAGUCAAGCUAUAGGCAAAAAAGUAUUUAAAUGUCCACACUGUGAAUUUUGGGCUUCAACUGCAUCUAGAUUUCAUGUUCAUAUUGUAGGACAUUUAAAUAAGAAGCCUUUUGAAUGUUCUUUGUGCAAAUACAAGUCAAAUUGGAGAUGGGAUAUUACUAAACAUAUCAAAUUAAAGUCGGCUAGAGAUCCUGAGCAUAAUGAAGCAAAAGUGCUUAUGACUGAUGAAACAGGUCGAAGAAACUAUAGCAAAUAUAAUAAAUUUUUAGCAAUGUCAAUUCUGAACGAAAAUGGUGAGAACAAAUUUCAUUACAUUGAUCAAAAUGCUUUAACAGAUCCAUCAAUGGAGGUAGAUGAAACCUUGAAUGACUUAACUGAAAAUAUGAAUGGAUCAAUACCAUUAGACAUGCAGCCACUUAAUUUACAGACACAACACGGAGAUCAGAAAUCCAAUGAUGGCAAAAUUUCCGAUUCCAAGAAACCAAAGAAAACUCUGUGGAAAUGUAAAAAAUGCAAUUAUAGGGAUCCAUCCAAAGAAGCUUUAUUAGAACAUGUUCGAGAGCAUUCAAGAGCGGAAGGCAAUACAGACGAUUCAAAAUUAAUGAAGAAACCUGAUAAUAUACCUGAUCCAGCAGAUCUUGCUUAUCGCUGUGGACACUGCAAUCAGUUAUCAAAUUGGAAACAUGUUAUACAGAGGCAUUGCCGAUUGAAACACGACGGUGUAAUAAGAGUCAUCACAACGCUAAAACCAAAACCAGAUAUUUCAGCAAAUGAAGGCUCUAUUGACAUAUGCACUAAGUGUCCGUUUAAAACCAAUGAUAAAAAAAUGUUCGUAGCACAUUUACAGCAACAUCAGCCUUCUCCGCAGUCUAUUUUCAAAUGCUACUUUUGCCCUUAUUUUGUUAAGGAUGAGCAGGAAUUAAUGCAACAUUUACUUCUCCAUGGCGUGACCGAACCAGAAGAGUAUAUAUCUAAAGCAAUGGGAUGUAAGUCCCCAUUGCAAGAAUUACACGGGACGCCAUUAAACCCUAAUUCAACAAAACGACACAGAUGUAUAGAAUGUCCUUAUGAAACAAACAGCAAAUCACAGUUUAUGUAUCACGAGCAAUUUCACAGACUUCCAGCUGACACGCCAUAUAAAUGUCCGCAGUGUAACUACAGCGUUUCCAAAAGGCACUUGCUACAUCAACAUUUAAGAGUUCAUGGUAUUCUCACAAAGAAGACAGAAUCCGAAGCAGAACUGGAAGCAAUGUCAAUGAAUUCUAGUAGAACAGAAGAUAAAGCAGACAUACAUAUACCUCUAGAAGAAAUACCUUAUGUAUGGGUAUCGGCAAAAAAUAUGUUCCAUAAAAUGUAUAAGUGCCGCUAUUGUUCAUACGUAAAUUCACAAAAAUGUAAAAUACCUUAUCAUGAAAAAAUUCAUUGUAUUAUUUUUGAAAAUAGUGAAAUAACAGUAUAUAAAUGCUUGGAGUGUAAAUUUAUAUGUGAUAAUCCGAAUAAAUUAGGCGAACAUUCUAAAACACAUGGUGAAAUAUAUGGACGCAUUUGCUGUCCCGUUGAGUUAGAUAUACCAGAUGAAGACCAAAUAGAAAAAUUACAAAAGGUAAUUGAAGCUGAACAAAUAACACCCACAAAAGAUUUCAUAAAAGAAGACAUAUCCAAUGGUAGUAAGGAGAUGAAAAUGUUAUACUUUUGCCAAAAAUGUCCAUCCAGAUUCUUUGAUUAUGAUGAAUUAAACAAUCAUGAAAAAUAUCAUGUAUUAAAUUUUCCCAACAUAUGUAAAAGCUGCGAAUAUUCUGUCUCCGAAGAAAGCGAGUUAAAUUCACAUGUUUUAGUUCACACAGAUGAAUAUCACACAAAAACGAAAAUGUUAAAGUUUAUGUACAAUUCGCAUGCAGAGCACAUGCAGCCUCAACUAAAAUUAGUUCAUUGUACAGCUACGUCAGAAAUAACAUGGGUGGUUUCAGAUUCCACUGCAGAACAUGAAGUGACCAACAAUAAAAAAGUUAAUGAAUCAAGACAAUACUUUUGUAAAGAUUGCCCAGCAAAAUUUUUCAAAAGUUCUGCACUAAACUAUCAUAUAGGAUUACAUGGAGGAGACGGUGAACAUAAAUGCAAAAAAUGCAAUUACGCUGUUAACAGUUUAGGAAAUUUGGCAAAACAUGAAUGGCUUCAUAAGGGGGAAAAUAAAAUACCAACUUGUGAUUACGAGUCUGGUGAAGAUAUGGAUUACAAGAAUAUUCCAUUAUCGGGAACAGAUUUAUUUCAAAGAAAGACUGAGGCCCAGAAAAGAGUUUUAAUUGAUAAAGAUAAAUUAGUAAAACCUAAUGACCACUUCCCACCCGUACUUCAAGCUGAUCCACAAUUUGGUUAUUUGAUGCAUGGCAAUCCAGAAUUUAUAUAUCCCACUUAUUUAAAGAAUGGUCGCCAAAAAGAAAAACGCUAUAAGUGCCACAAAUGCCCUUCUGCUUUUGAAAAAAGGGAACAAUAUAAAAUUCAUUUAUCUUUACACGGUUCAAAACAAAGAUAUAAAUGCGAACUCUGCGACUAUUCCGUAAAGUAUUACGCUAAUUACGUUCAGCAUAUGAGAAAACACCAGAUGAAUGACGAAGCGCAAGCAGAAAGAAAAAAGGGGAAUAAUGAUUUCAAUGAAGGAGGUAGUCACGAAGAUAAGCAGGAUGACAGUGGUGAUAAUAUUAAGUUAGCCAUCAAAACGAUGCCAAAAGGAACACCGAAAAGCGAUUUUCAGCAGUUUUCAAUAAGUGACCAACAAACCCUGCGCCUACUACAGCGAAGACGGUCCAUUAAUAGCGCUGGAAAAGAUCCAAGUUCAAGUGAAACACCACCAACAAAAGAUAGAAAGCUCCACAUGUGCUUAUUAUGUCCAUAUACAAAUCAGCGACAAGAUGCCUUAACAAAUCAUUACAGAAGACAUGACGAUAGUGAUAUUCUUAACGCAGGGAGUCAUAAGUGUUCUUAUUGUGACUUAGUUGUAGUUCAGUCACAUUUUCUUCGUGAACAUCUUAAAACUCAUUUUAAUUAUCAGAAAACAUUAACGCCGGAAUGCUUUGUUGCUAAUGAGGGCGUAACUUUUACCAUUACAAAAGUGGAUGAUGAAAAUGUAUGUACUGAUCUCAAGUUAGACUUAAAAAUCAACACUAAUAUGUGCAAUGAUGAGAAAAUAUUUGUAAAAAUCAAAACCGGUGAACUUUUAACUGAGUGAAUAUUAUUUAUUUAAGUUUAGAAUAAUAUUCAUAAUAUGUUCUAAGAAAAUACUAAAUAUAUUUUUAGUUUAAGCCAAAAAUAAAAAAUAAACAGUUGUUAGUUGCCAAAGUGUAGCUUGCCAUAUUAGAUUAUAUUUCAAACAGUCCUGAAUAUAUUAGGACAUCCAAACUAUUAAUUAUAAAGAUAAGAGGUUAAAAUAAAUUAUGUAAGUGUUAGUAAUUGGUAACAUUGAUCUUGAUGGUAAUCUCUGAUAUCUUGUUAAUAAUAUUUUAGUUUCAGCAAAAUGAGUAAAGUGAUGAUCAGUCAUAUCUGGUACAUAUGGCGACAUUUAAUUUGUUAUAUAGGUACCCAUGUUAUAUUAUAAUAAAUGUCAUAUAUAUUAAUUUCCAAGUGAUCAUAUCUUAAUUUUGGAUAUUAUUAUUUUGUACUUAGUUUAAUGAAGCUAGUCUAAAUUUUAGAAAAUAUAUGAAACAAAAUUUGUUACCAUUAAGAACUGUUUCCUUCUUCAUUAAUAAAAUAAUAUUUUUUCAUUACAAAGAAAAAAUAUAUUUAUUUUGUAAGAUUCUUGAAAUUAAUAUGUAAUAUGGUGUUUAAUAAUUGCACCCUGAUACCAAUAUACUAAGAGGUAGAGUUGGAAAUAAAUAUAUUUCAUACAAAAAAAUUAUAAAUCCCUAGUUGUUGAUGUUUAUAUAUUAUAAAAAAAAUGUUCCACAUUCAAUAAAUUCAUAAAAGUUUUAAUGGUCUGACAAUAAAGUUAACAGAUGUAUAACUUCUAUGGUACCUAAUACAAUAAGAUAUUAUGGCAUUUUUUCUUAAUUAUAGACUGUAAAGAUCAUAUAUAUAUAUAUAAGUAUAAAUUCAGGUUGAGUAAUGUUGAGAAAUCAGGAGCAGGCACUAGGCAAGUUUAUAAUUUAUAAUUUAAUUAGUCCUAAGAGGACACAUUCCUGUUAUGAUUACAAAAGUAAAUUGAUAAAUAUAUUAACAUGAUAACCAUGACCUUUUCAUUACUUUUUACCCACUAAUAGUAUAAGUGCUCACAUUCAUCACAACAUUUGCCUAAUCAAUAUAAUUCACUAAAACAUUUUAAAUUUUAAUGACAGAAAUGUUUAUAGAAGCAUUUAUAAAGAUUCCAUAUUACUACCACACAAAGUAGUUCUAUUCUAAUUAUUAUAAAAUCCAAGCAAUUUAUUUCCCUAAAUAAGUAGACUACUAAAUCAAUAUAAAACAAAACAUUGCAAUAACAUAGGCAUGUUUAAAAUAAAACUUGUGAUUUUCACUUAAAGCAGAUAAUUUAUUUCAUUAAAACUAAGAUUACCUUAUCUACCCGACAUGCUUCCAUUCUUAGUAGUAAGGUCAAUGCAAUGAAUCUAGCAAGAACAAAGUAUAACUUGAGUAUGAAUUUAGUUAAUUA
Messenger RNA from Achroia grisella, 6587 nucleotides. RefSeq names its product zinc finger protein 91-like. The record is from RefSeq and is a predicted model, not a curated record. Gene Ontology annotation, biological process: regulation of transcription by RNA polymerase II. Gene Ontology annotation, cellular component: nucleus. The transcript is spliced from 5 exons. The coding region runs from base 78 to 5174 and encodes 1698 amino acids. Lineage: Eukaryota; Metazoa; Arthropoda; Insecta; Lepidoptera; Pyralidae. Gene Ontology annotation, molecular function: DNA-binding transcription factor activity, RNA polymerase II-specific; RNA polymerase II transcription regulatory region sequence-specific DNA binding.